AUGGACGAAACCAUCACAACCAAUUCACACACCGACUCGACACAUAUUUUCUCCGAUGAUAUUUGUUUUGAAAUUUCCACGUUUUUAGAUUCGUGGAUAGUCUUGAAUUAUUGCACAAAAAUCUCCUCACAAUGGUUUCGGGUUAUCAAGGAACGGUGCAAAUUUUCUCUCAAUUUCGAACAUAAAAUUAAUAAUGAACGAGUUGAUUACUUGAUGAAAAGCGAAUUUUUGGAUAAUAUUAUGGAGGUUACAGUUGAGAAUCCAGGAUUAAUUGCAGAUGUUCGAUUUUUACAAGCUGUGAAAAAAUUAACACGGCUCUCAAUUGACUAUAAUCGAGUUGGAGUGGAAGGAGCAAGUUUUAUUGGGGAAAUGAAAAAUUUAACAUCACUUUCAAUAUUAUUUAAUGGGAUUGGACCAGAAGGAGCUAAAUCAAUAAGUAAAUUGGAAAAUCUGACAAGUCUUUUCAUUAAUGUCAAUCAAUUGGGAUCAGAAGGAACAAAGUCUAUAAGUGAAUUGAAGCAAUUGACAUGUUUGGAUAUUAGUGGAAAUCAUUUGGGACCAGAGGGUACAAAGUAUAUUGGUAAACUGACUCAAUUGACUCAAUUAAUUAUUUGUAAUAAUGAAAUUUAUUCAGAGAGAUUAAAAUUUAUAGGUGAGCUUAGACAGCUGACAAUUCUUAAUGUCAGUUACAAUUAUAUUGAUUCAGAGGGAGCUAAAUAUCUGAGUGAAAUGAAGCAAUUAACCACUCUACGUAUUGAUUCGAAUAAUAUUGGACCAGAAGGAGCCAAAUCAAUUUGUACUUUACAAAAUUUAACAAAUUUAAAUGUCGAUUCGAAUGCAAUUGGAGAUGAAGGAAUUCUAUCCAUAAGUGAAAAGAUGAAAAAUCUCAAGUAUUUGAAUGCUUCCAUGAAUGGAAUUGGAGAUGAAGGAGCUCAAUCAAUUCUCUCAAUGACUCAACUGACGAAUUUGAAUAUAAGUUGUAACAAGAUUGGAGAAAAUGUAUUGAAACUAUUUGGUGGAAUGAAACAAUUGGUAAUAUUAGAAAUAGGUUUCAAUAAGAGUGAUUAUUAA
Naegleria gruberi is the source of this 1071-nucleotide messenger RNA. RefSeq lists its product as uncharacterized. NCBI's taxonomy places the organism in Eukaryota, Heterolobosea, Eutetramitea, Acrasida, Naegleriidae. The transcript has a single exon. The record is from RefSeq and is a predicted model, not a curated record. The coding region runs from base 1 to 1071 and encodes 356 amino acids. Gene Ontology annotation, molecular function: GTPase activator activity; small GTPase binding. Gene Ontology annotation, biological process: nucleocytoplasmic transport; activation of GTPase activity. Gene Ontology annotation, cellular component: cytosol; nucleus; perinuclear region of cytoplasm.